AUGUCUUGGGUCCAAUGGUCCUUGGGGAGCAAAAUCAGCCCGGCCGUACUCCUCAUCAUCGUCCUCGUAGCAGUUGUACUCUUCGCUGCGGCGUUUGUACACCUCCUGGUAAGGUACCUCUCCACGCCGAGAUCCACAAUUUUCCGAGACUACCCCGACUCGCCGGCGGCCUCCGGCGGCGCCGCCUACCAGCGGCAGCUCCAGCAGCUCUUCCACCUGCACGAUGCCGGCCUCGACCAGGCCUUUAUCGACGCGCUCCCUGUCUUCGCGUACGACGACAUCGUUACAGGGUCGUCGACCGAGCCCUUCGACUGCGCCGUGUGCCUGUGCGAGUUCACGGAGCACGACCGACUCCGGCUACUGCCCUCCUGCAGUCACGCCUUCCACGUCGAGUGCAUCGACACGUGGCUGCUGUCCAGCUCGUCGUGUCCCUUGUGCCGGGGGGUGAUAUCGUCAUCUGGGUUCUCGUUCGACAACCCCAUUUUCCGCUUCGAGGAUUCCGGCGACGGCGGGGGCGUUUCUGGGACUUCCGGCGAAGGUGAGGGUGGGAACGGCGGCGCGAUAAGCGGGAGGAGGGUUUUCUCGGUGAGGCUCGGCAAAUUUAGGAAUGUGAACAGCAAUAGUGGUAAUAAUGACAACAAUGGGGGAAAUCAAGAAACUGGCGUUGGGGAGAGCAGCGGCUUUAGUGGCACCGGCGAUUUGGAUGCGAGGCGGUGUUUUUCGAUGGGUUCGUUUCAGUAUGUGGUGGCUGAUUUGGAUCUGCAGGUGGCGGCGCUGUGCUCCGGUGGUGGUGGGGGAAGGGGAAGAGGGCAGAAUUGUAAUUUCACAUUUGGUGAUGGGGUAGUUGGUGGCGGUGAGGUUGAGGGGAAGAGGAUUUACGGUGGUGGUAAAGGUGAAAGCUUUUCUGUUUCCAAGAUAUGGCUUUGGUCCAAGAAAGGUAAAGAUGAAUUCCCAAGCUUGCCAUGA
Molecule: messenger RNA, 966 nt
Organism: Striga hermonthica
Lineage: Eukaryota; Viridiplantae; Streptophyta; Magnoliopsida; Lamiales; Orobanchaceae
Source: the annotation of a GenBank genome assembly